AUGAGUCUGGACUAUGCAAUUCUCACUAUUGAGCUCAAUGCAAUUGGGUAUUGCAAAGACGAUGUAAUCAGAGCAUUGAAGCAGGUGAAACCCUUGGGGAAGCUCGAUAUCGUGGUGAACCAUCAGUUCACACACAUGAGAGAACUUGAAAGUGUAUUGGCCAGCGUGUAUAAUAUUGCCAGAGAAGCACAGGAAGAGACAAAAAAUGCACAGGUAUUUACUACUGUGAUAUACGAUUCCAGUAUAGUUUCUCCGAACGCAGACAUAUAUUUGAGCUCACAGGCUCAUUCAAACGAGGCGCUAUCUAAUGACGUUAAGACUCCAAGUUCAAAAUCUGAUGCUCAGCGUGGUCAGUUCAGGGUUACGGCAUUAGGAGGUACUUUUGAUCAUUUGCACGAUGGUCACAAAAUAUUACUCACCUUAGCGGGGUUUUUGGCGAGUGAAAAACUCAUUGUUGGCAUCACUCAGGACGAGCUUCUCAAGAACAAACAAUUCAAGGAGGUGAUGCAAUCGUACCAUACAAGGAAAGAAGCUGUUAUAAACUUUCUUAAAAAGAUUCAGCCAGAUCUUGAGGUUGAUUGCUAUGAGCUUCGUGAUAUUGCGGGACCCACCGGGUUCAUCUCAGAUAUCGACGUUUUGGUGUUGAGCCAGGAAACUUCUGCUGGAGGGGCUACCGUUAAUAAGAUACGACUAGAAAAGGGGUUUCCGGAGCUGGCUCUGUUCGAGGUUGGCGUGAUUGGAGGAGGCUCCGCUGGUGACAACUGGAAGGACAAGUUGAGUAGUACGAGACUACGUCAACUGGAAUACGAUGAAAAGUACGGUAAACCGGAGGGACCUACUACAAGUCUAGGGAAAUGA
This is a messenger RNA of Kuraishia capsulata CBS 1993, 858 nucleotides long. RefSeq lists its product as uncharacterized. The coding region runs from base 1 to 858 and encodes 285 amino acids. Gene Ontology annotation, molecular function: dephospho-CoA kinase activity. The record is from RefSeq and is a predicted model, not a curated record. Gene Ontology annotation, biological process: coenzyme A biosynthetic process. NCBI's taxonomy places the organism in Eukaryota, Fungi, Ascomycota, Pichiomycetes, Pichiales, Pichiaceae. The transcript has a single exon.